Vigna angularis (adzuki bean) is the source of this 829-nucleotide messenger RNA. RefSeq lists its product as uncharacterized. NCBI's taxonomy places the organism in Eukaryota, Viridiplantae, Streptophyta, Magnoliopsida, Fabales, Fabaceae. The transcript has a single exon. The record is from RefSeq and is a predicted model, not a curated record. Bases 118 to 570 code for a protein of 150 amino acids.
UAUAAUCUAAUGAGCCAAACAAACAGAACCUUCUCCCAAUGCCUAUAAAUAUAACAUCAUUCCUCUUCCACUCCCAUCACCAAAUCAAUACCACACAACCAAACUUUACAUAAAAACAUGCAAUCAACAUGUUUGAUCAAUUCCCCACGAGUCUUCUUCCAUCCAUUUUCAUCUUCAAAGUCAUGUUGUAGCGGUGGCAGGAAAAGUUGCUGUUUAUCUCCGAUUAAGGCUUCGAUGAGAGGUUCAGCAGAUCAGAAUUUCAGUGGAAGGUUGGUGGAUGAGGGCAUGAUAACACUGAGGAAGAGGAUCCAUGAGAUGAACAUGAUAGAGAGGAACUACGAGCCACCUGCAGAUUGGAUGGAUUGGGAGAAACGCUGUUAUACAAAGUAUGACUCCAUGAUUUGUGAAGCAUUGGGAGUUUUGCAGACGCAGUUGAUGAAUACUAGGCCUAGUUUGGCUCUUGGAGCCAUGGCUUUGGUUGCAAUCAGUGUUCCAACUUCUUCUGCUGUGGCUUUCUUUCAUUUGGUUGAGUUCGCUAAGGCUGUUCUUGCUGGAGUUCAUCCCUCCUAGACCACAACAUUUUUCAUUACAAUUUACAUCUGUUGAAUAGUGGUUUGAUAUUUGGAAAAACCAUUCAAUUCAUCUCAAUUAUAAAUAAUAGAUUUUCAUUUUACCUAUAUAACUCGUAAUCAGUAAAUGUUAUGAAUUGACUCUCUUUGUAACUGUGAUCUGUUGCUUUUACUUGAAGAAUAUCUCGUCAUCAUCAGAUUCCUAACUCAAAAGGAAAAUACACAAGAAGAAAAGGGUGUUUCUUACUUUCUUUCCCAUA